Emiliania huxleyi CCMP1516 is the source of this 1853-nucleotide messenger RNA. RefSeq lists its product as hypothetical. NCBI's taxonomy places the organism in Eukaryota, Haptophyta, Isochrysidales, Noelaerhabdaceae. Bases 1 to 1614 code for a protein of 537 amino acids. The transcript is spliced from 8 exons. Gene Ontology annotation, molecular function: cysteine-type deubiquitinase activity; cysteine-type endopeptidase activity. The record is from RefSeq and is a predicted model, not a curated record. Gene Ontology annotation, cellular component: nucleus; cytosol. Gene Ontology annotation, biological process: protein deubiquitination.
AUGUGGGACGACGUUGCAGCGGCCGCCGUCGAUCCCGACAUCCUGAGCCGUCGUGUCCGCUUCGUGCCAGCGCGCCGGGCGAGUCAACCGGCUGCCACGUCCGCGCUCGUGCGCGUGCUGAACCCUGGCGUGGCAUCCACCGGUAAGGCGCGCUCGGAUGUCCGCAAUGGCGACGGCGGCGCGCUGCCAGCGUCACAAUCCGCGCCAGCCGGUCCGGCGCCUCUCUUCCCGCCGGAGCGGCUCCUGGGCAUGCUCGGGUGGUCCUCUGUCCGCGGCGCGGGCCCGGGCCUGUCGAACCUGGGCCAGACGUGCUUCAUGAACGCGGCGCUCCAGGCUCUCGCCCACCUCCCACCCCUGGCUCAGCUCUGCCUCUCGCGCCACCACUCGCGCGGCUGCCGCGUGCUCGGCUGGUGCGCGUACUGCGAGCUCGAGGCACUGAUCGUCGAGCUGCACGGCUCGGCAGCGCGGUCCCUCGCCCCGACGGCGAUGGCAGGCAAGCUCCGCCUGAUCGCACGCCACUUCCGGCCAGACAGGCCGCAGGACGCACACGAGUUCCUCCUCGGCCUGCUCAGUCGUAUGCGCUCGGCGGCGGCCGAAGGGAAGUGCGGCGGCGGAGGGGCGGCGGACGGCGUGGGUGGCGCCGAGCCGAAAUGCUGCUCCAGCGAGGUGGACCAGCUCUUUGGAGGCAGCCUCGUCUCGACCCUCACCUGUGGCGCAACGACGGUCGAGAGAGCGCUCCGCAACUUCACAGCGAGCGAGCCGGUCAAGGGGGACGACUCCUUUUGGUGUGCGGCUUGCGCUGCGAAAGUCGAGGGCACCCGCCGCCUGCGGCUCGGCGACACGCCCCACGUUCUUGUGCUGCAGCUGAAGCGGUUCCGGUACGACUGCGCGCGCGGUGCGUCGAAGCUUUGCCACGCCGAGCUCGACCUCGCCGCAGUCUGCGAGGGUGCGGGGCUUGCGCCAGGCGGCGGCGCGCCGCUGCCGCUGACCUACCGCCUCUGCGCCGUGGUUGCCCACGAGGGGCGCGAGCUGCACGUCGGCCACUUCCACUGCCUCGCGCGCGCCUCGUCGGGCGUGUGGCACAGGUUUGACGACGACACGGUGAGGCAAGCGUCGGCGAGGCAGGCGGUGGGGGCGGAGGCGUACCUGCUCUUCUACGUUGGCGUCGGAGGCGGCGACUGCGGAGGAGGGGUGCCUCGUACGGCAGUUGCGCUGAGGGAAGACGUCGACGGAGCGGCGUGGGCAAUGGGCGUGGGCGGUCCGGCCGGCGCCUCGCGCGCGGGCGGCGCGUCGGCGACGUCGCGCGGGGCCGGGGCUCCGCCGAGAGGCGCACUCUUCAAGGAGGCGGUGGGCGUGUGGGAGGGGAUCGGCGAGGGCGAGGUGGCGGCGCGGAGGCGGGCGGCCGACGCGGCUGCCGGCGCAGGCGGGGCCGGCCGCAAGCGAAGGAGGAGGUACGACGCGUACGAGGCGGAGUACGACCGCGGGAAGAUGAAGAAGCCGCUGCGGCAGGCGGCGGCGGCGGCGGCGGCGGAAGAGGCGGCGCAGUCGCGCGGCUGGCGGCACAAGGGCGCGGCCAGGGGGCGCGGGCGCGGGCGCGGGCGCGGGGCGCGGUAAUGUUGGUGCGACUGGCGCGAUUUGGUGGCUUGCAGCGCAAGCACGGGCGGGAGGGGCUACACUCGCCGCCCUCCCCGCCGCCCACCGACACGGGCGACGGGUCCUGAGCUCGCGCGCGAACGUGCUUGAGUCUCGACUGUGCGCGAAGAAACCUUUCGAAUACCGAAUCCGCACAGAGAAGCAAUGCCGUGGUACACUAUGCGCACAUGAACGUAUUCGAAACUGUGCACAGUACUGAA